AUGUCUGAAUCGAAAUUAUCAUGGGAAGGGAGCAAAUACAACCCAGCACCUGGUCAACCAGAGUUGCCGCCCCAAUUGGCUGAUUUCUCAAAUAAAACAACUGAUGAAGUCUUAAAAGAAAUGAAUAGAUUACCAUUUUUUAUGACAAAAUUAGAUGAAACAGAUGGACAAGGAGGUGAAAAUGCGGAAUUAGAAGCAUUGAAAUCAUUAGCUUAUGAUGGAAAUCCAGAUGAAAUUGCAACAAAUUUUAAAAAUCAAGGAAACGAAUGUUAUAAAGCAAAAAAAUAUCAAGAUGCUAUAAUAUUUUAUACAAAGGGACUUGAAGUUGAUUGUGCGGAUGAUCAAAUUAAUAAAACAUUAUAUUUAAAUCGAGCUGCUUGUAAUUUGGAACUGAAAAAUUAUCGUAGUUGUAUAUCUGAUUGUAAACAAGUUUUACAAUUAGAUGAAAAAAAUAUAAAAGCAUGUUUUAGAGCAGGUAAAGCUUUUUCAGCUAUUAAUAAAUUUGAAGAAGGUAAACUAAUUGUUCAAUAUGGUCUUAUGAUUGAUGAGAAUAAUAAAGAGUUACAACUAUUGUUGAAACAAAUUGAACAAAAAGAAAAAGAUUUAGCUCAAUUAACAGCCAAAAAGGAAAAAGAGAAACAAGAGAAACAAAUGAAACAAAGUAUACUAGACAAUUCAAUAAAACUACGUCAUAUUGAAACAAUAAAUACAAAAAACCCUCCUGAAAUGUUAAAAGAUGCCAAAAUUAAAUUAGAAGAUUCAACUGAUUAUCAAUCACAGCUUAUUUUCCCUGCAUUAAUACUUUAUCCAACUAUAGAUGAAUUUGAUUUCAUAUCUGAAAUAAGUGAAUUAACAACUCCAUUAGAAAUACUAGAAAUGAUACUAAAUAGACCAAAAGAAUGGUUUGAUGACCCAAAACAUAAAGAUUUUAAUGUUAAAACAUUAAAUUGUUAUAUGGAGACAACAUCUGGUGGACUUGUUAAAAUUGGUAAAAAAAUACCUAUUAAUGAAGCAUUAAUGAAAGAUUCACCAAAAGUUCCAUUAUUCGAUAAUUCUUUGAAAUUAUUUGUUAUACCAAAAUCAAAAGAAGCUGAAUGGAUAUCUCAAUGGAAUAAAUCCACUGCAUUACAAACUCGUGUACAAUAA
Messenger RNA from Lodderomyces jiufengensis, 1146 nucleotides. It is a transcript of the gene CNS1, whose product is annotated as HSP70/90 family co-chaperone. The record is from RefSeq and is a predicted model, not a curated record. Gene Ontology annotation, biological process: protein folding. Gene Ontology annotation, molecular function: Hsp90 protein binding. The coding region runs from base 1 to 1146 and encodes 381 amino acids. NCBI's taxonomy places the organism in Eukaryota, Fungi, Ascomycota, Pichiomycetes, Serinales, Debaryomycetaceae. The transcript has a single exon.